Messenger RNA from Hyla sarda, 3467 nucleotides. RefSeq names its product intraflagellar transport 56 (gene IFT56). Bases 135 to 1799 code for a protein of 554 amino acids. Gene Ontology annotation, biological process: intraciliary transport involved in cilium assembly; intraciliary anterograde transport. The record is from RefSeq and is a predicted model, not a curated record. The transcript has 18 exons. NCBI's taxonomy places the organism in Eukaryota, Metazoa, Chordata, Amphibia, Anura, Hylidae. Gene Ontology annotation, molecular function: protein binding; intraciliary transport particle B binding. Gene Ontology annotation, cellular component: ciliary base; ciliary basal body; intraciliary transport particle B.
GUGCGUAAUGAACGUGUGUGGCGCAUGCGCGUUGCAUCGGUGACUGUUGCCAGGGUAACAGAGUCGUUUCUGCUAUUAAGAGGAUCAUCAUCGGCCCGGCUGUUCGCUGCGUUUUUCUUGCGGUUUCUGCGAAAAUGAUGCUAUCAAGAGCCAAACCUGCUGUAGGCAGUGAUCUCCAGCCGGCUGACAAAAGCAAGAAAAAGGGAAAGAAAGUUCCUAAACUGGACGAGUUACUGGCCCAACGGGACUUCACUGGAGCAAUAACACUCUUGGAGUUUAAACGCCAUGUUGGAGAGAGCGAAGAUGACACAGAUCUGUGGAUCGGGUACUGUUCAUUUCACCUGGGGGACUACAAGAAAUCUCUAGAGGUUUUCAAGCAUGUAAGUCAACAGGAAGGAUGUAAUCCUGAUGUAUGGGUGAACCUGGCUUGUACAUACUUUUUUUUGGGAAUGUAUAAAGAAGCUGAGGAGGCUGCCAAUAAAGCUCCAAAGAGCCACCUGCAGAAUCGCUUGCUUUUCCACUUGGCUCAUAAGUUCAACGAUGAGAAGAAGCUGAUGGUCUUUCACCAAAACUUGCAGGAUAUUAUAGAGGAUCAGCUGAGCCUGGCCUCCAUACACUACAUGCGAUCUCAUUAUCAGGAAGCAAUAGAUAUCUACAAGAGAAUAUUAUUAGAAAACAGGGAUUUCCUUGCAUUGAAUGUUUAUGUAGCUCUUUGCUACUAUAAACUUGAUUAUUACGAUGUAUCACAGGAGGUCCUUGCAGUAUAUUUACAACAGGUUCCUGACAGUACUAUCGCUCUGAAUCUGAAAGCGUGCAAUCAUUUCCGUCUCUACAAUGGGAAAGCAGCUGAAGCGGAAUUAAAAAGUCUAAUGGACAGUACUUUAUCCUCCUUUGAAUUUGCUAAAGAGCUGAUCAAACACAACCUGGUGGUGUUCCGUGCCGGAGAAGGUGCCUUGCAGGUACUUCCACCUUUGGUAGAUGUUAUUCCUGAAGCACGAUUGAACUUGGUCAUUUACUAUCUUCGGCAAGAUGAUGUUCAAGAAGCUUUCAACUUAAUCAAAGACCUGGACCCAAGUACCCCGCAGGAAUACAUCCUCAGAGGUGUCGUAAAUGCAGCACUAGGUCAAGAAUUGGGCUCGAGAGAACAUCUCAAAAGUGCUGAGCAGUUCUUCCAGCUUGUCGGUGGAUCAGCUAGUGAAUGCGAUACGAUACCAGGAAGACAGUGCAUGGCCUCCUGCUUCUUUCUACUUCGCCAGUUUGAUGAUGUUCUGAUUUACCUGAACUCUAUUAAGAGUUACUUCUACAAUGAUGACACCUUUAACUUUAACUACGCUCAAGCCAAGGCUUCAGCUGGAAAUUACAAAGAGGCUGAGGAGGUAUUCUUACUAAUCCAGAGUGAAAAGAUUAAAAAUGAUUAUGUUUACCAGAGCUGGCUUGCCCGAUGUUAUAUUAUGAACAAGAAACCAAGACUGGCAUGGGAACUGUAUUUAAAAAUGGAAACAUCUGGUGAAUCAUUUAGCCUCCUGCAGCUUAUUGCCAAUGAUUGUUACAAAAUGGGUCAGUUUUAUUAUGCUGCUAAGGCAUUUGAUGUUUUGGAAAGACUUGAUCCAAAUCCUGAAUACUGGGAAGGAAAGCGUGGAGCUUGUGUUGGUAUUUUUCAGAUGAUUUUGGCAGGACGGGAACCCAAAGAAACUCUGAGAGAAGUGCUUCAUUUGCUGAGAAGUACUGGCAAUACACAAGUUGAAUACAUCAUUCGGAUUAUGAAGAAAUGGGGCAAGGACAAUCGUGUACCAGUUUGACCAAGAACCAUUUACACAUACCAAAAACUUGACUUUGGUAAAAUGUUAUCUCAGGUUAAAUAAUGAAGGCACCAUUUCUCUUAUACACAAAGUACCCACUAGGGAAUAAAACUGUGUUAUACCCAUUAGCCAUUCACAUUAAAACCUUACCAAAUCUUGUGAAGGCCCCAUUUGUACUUCCAAACAGCUCUGACACAUUGAGGCAUGGACUAUACAAGAAAACUCUAAAGUUGGUGUGUGGUACCUGGCACCAAAAUGCUGUCAGCAGAUUCUUAAAAUUCUGUUGUGUGGUGCGGCCUUCAUGGAUCAGACUUGUUUUUCCAGCACAUACCACAGAUGCUCGAUCAGACCGACAUAUGGAGGCCACACCAUGAAUUCUUAGUUUAGUCAUGUUCCUGGAAUCGCGCCUGCUAUUUUGGUGCAUUUUUCUGAGCCAAAGCCAGAAGUGGAUCCAACAGACAAAAAAAGUACAAGUCUUCUUUCUUUUUGAUCCACUCUUGACUCCAUUUCAAAGACCUAUAUCAGUAACUGCACGUGUGAUUCCAGCCAUAAGACAAUGAGCGCAGAGAUUAUUGCCCUGUGUGAAAGGCUCAGCCAUCCUCCGGUACAUGUCAUUUACAGAUCGAGCACCUGUUAUGCACCUUCUAUAAAAGAUCCACUUCUUAAAAAGUUUUAAAUCACAAAAUCUAACAAUGUGCAUGCAUUAAAACAGCAAGUAAUGUGAAAUAAUGUAUUUUCAAAGUUGCCUUAAAGGGGUACUUCGCCCCUAGACAUCUUAUCCCCUAUCCAAAAGAUAUGCGAUCGCCCUGCUGCACCUGGUGUUUGUUUAGAGCAUUGGGUGCAGCACCAGAGGCUCCUGACAUCACGGCCACACCCCGCUCGUGAUGUCUCAACUACGCCCCCUCAAUGCAAGUCUAUGGGAGGGGGGGCGUCCUCCCAUAGACUUGCAUUGAGGGGGCAUGGCCAUGACAUCAGGAGCGGGCAUGGCCGUCACGUCACAAGUCUUUGCCCUGCAUUGCCAGUCAUCCGUGCACUGGAUGUCUGGGGUGCCGCAGCCGAAAUGCAGGGGUCCCCAGCGGCGGGACCCCAACGAUCAGACAUCUCAUCCCCUAUCCUUUGGAUAGGGGAUAAGAUGUCUAGGGGCGGAGUACCCCUUUAAUAAUGCUAGCAAGAUUAAAAGUUAGCCCCUAUCCAUGGGAAAGAUAACUAGCUGACCAGUGGGGGUCCGACCACUGAAAACCUCCCAUCAAUCAUGAGAAUGAAAGCUCCUUGUUCCCUGAGUGAGCACUGAACUCUGCUGUGUCUUAAAGUCCCAUAAAAAGUUUAAAAAAAAAGGCCAAGCAUGCAUACUGCUGAUCCAUUUACUUGGUGGACAAGGGGCCUUUAUUCAUGUGAUCGGUGGGGCUCCCUGCGGUCAGACCUCCAUCGAUCAGCCAGCCAUCUCCAGUCUAUUGAAUAAGGAGUAACCAUUAAUCCUGGUAUAAAUCCCUUUAGUGUUUUAUAUGUAACCUAUAUAAUAAUGCUCAGCUGCAGAUAUAUGCUUUACAUUAAAAUUGUAAUUAUAUUUCCAAUUGUACACUUUGGGUACUGUUUGGGGUUUGUACAGUAGUAAAACUUUAUUUUUGUAUUAUAGGUCAUAAAUUACAAUAAUAAAAUGUAUUUGAUAAA